CCUUCCAUCGGGCACCACUACUGGUAUGUUCAUCAAUCUGUUUUCUGGCUGACUCCAUCACGAUCUUUACGUCUACAAUCAAAGAAAUUGCACAGACGGAACAUAUACGUAAUGUAUGACCUGCACGACUCGGAGAAAUCACACUCUCCCCCUCCCAAACGACCUAUCACCGAAGUGCAGGCAGGGGGGUCAGAGUCCUCCAAACGCGUGAGGAUUGAACACCAGGAGCCCGAGAAGACCCUACGUUCAACCGAACAUGAGAACCCUUCCGACACUCCCGCCGCCGAUACAAAGCGGGGAAAGCGGGAUGCAGCGGGCUGGGCGAAGUCCAGGCGGGGAAAGGACAAAGAUACGAAGAACAAGGGACGUAGGCGGGGGACGCGUGAUCAGGAUAAGGAUGGCGAGAACGAGGGUCAGGAGCAGGGCCCUAGAGCCCCGCGCCUGCCUAAGAAACAGAGCGCGUUGCUUAUUGGUUUCUGCGGGACGGGGUGCAAUGGAAUGCAAAUACAACCCAACGUGCGGACAAUCGAAGGUGUCUUGUUCGACGCACUCGUGCGUGCUGGAGCAGUCUCAUCAGAUAACGCGGACGACCCCGUGAAGGUAAACCUAGGGCGCGCUGCGCGUACUGACGCGGGAGUCCACGCAGCUGGCAACUUGGUUUCUAUGAAACUAAUUACCGCGAUUCCUGGGGUGGAAGACUUCGUAGCCCGUGUAAACGAAGAACUCCCACCAGAGAUUCGUGUUUGGGGCUCGGUCCGCGUGCAAAACUCAUUCAAUGCUCGCAUGUCUUGCGACAGUCGCAAGUACACCUACUUCUUCCCCUCGUACCUCCUUAUACCUCCAAAGCCGGGAUCCGGAUUUCAGCGUGCAUAUGAACAACAUACACAGUCCAUGCAGGGUGUUGUCCCUCUAGAUGCUUCCGCUCACCCCUUCUGGAGUGCACCUGAGUCUCGUUCUUCCAGCUCUAUGGAUGAUCUCGUACGCAAGCGCUCGUGGAGGAUAAGUGCAGAUCAAGUAGAGCUCAUCCGUCAAACUGCAAAGAAGUUCGAAGGGACACAUAACUUCCAUAACUUUACUGUUGGACGCGAGUUCGGAGAUCGCAGUAAUCAGCGGCAUAUGUGGAAAAUUGAGAUAUCUGAUCCUGCGGUCUAUGGAGACACUGAGUGGAUAAGCGUCCUCUUCCAUGGGCAGAGCUUUAUGUUGCAUCAACGCAAAAUGAUGUCCGCUCUUAUCUUGUCUUGUAGGACAGGUACACCAAGUCAAGUCAUUGACGAGUUAUACGGGCCGCGCAUGGUCAUGGUCCCAAAGAUGCCUGCUCUUGGUCUCCUGCUGGAGUACCCAAUAUUUGACUCAUAUAACAAGAAAGUUACUUCGAUCAAUGGGGAUCUCGAACCUUCUCAUCCAGAUCACCGACCCGAAAUUGAUUUCGAAAAACAUCGAGAGUCUAUCGAUGCAUUCAAACAGACCUUUAUUUACGAUAAUAUGCGGGGCAUUGAGGACCGUGACGGGGUCUUUGAUGCCUGGGUGCGCUCUAUCGACACGUAUGGAGGUGAUGAUCUACUGUAUCUGAACCCCAAAGGUAUUAUUCCUGCGGCUGCCGUUAUAAAGAAGGGAGGUAAAAGAGAUAACCCGUUCAAGGAGAAGAGAAGGUUUGACCUGACGAGUUUCCCUGAUAAACAAGGAACCCCGAAUGUAGAAGACGAUGAGGAGACAGAGAGCAAACUGAACAAAUCCCGCUUGGAGGAUAUGGAAGGCUAACUAGUAGUUGUGUUUCUUAUCUUAUAUCACUUGCAAGGUGCACAAUCGGUGCACAAUGAUAUUUCAAGGACACAAAGCAAUAUAAUGAGCCCAUCUCUUCU
Messenger RNA from Suillus clintonianus, 1859 nucleotides. Its product is annotated as pseudouridine synthase. The record is from RefSeq and is a predicted model, not a curated record. Gene Ontology annotation, biological process: mRNA pseudouridine synthesis; tRNA pseudouridine synthesis. The transcript has 9 exons. Gene Ontology annotation, cellular component: nucleus. Bases 112 to 1758 code for a protein of 548 amino acids. Gene Ontology annotation, molecular function: pseudouridine synthase activity; RNA binding. Lineage: Eukaryota; Fungi; Basidiomycota; Agaricomycetes; Boletales; Suillaceae.